Messenger RNA from Diuraphis noxia (Russian wheat aphid), 1665 nucleotides. RefSeq lists its product as uncharacterized. The record is from RefSeq and is a predicted model, not a curated record. Lineage: Eukaryota; Metazoa; Arthropoda; Insecta; Hemiptera; Aphididae.
AUGGCAUUUAACCAAGAUAUUGAAUGGGAAUAUAUACCUGUAGAAACAGCUGAUGAAAUUAUGUUAUGUGGAGAUGUGGUAGAGAGUAAACGUCUAAAGAAUUGGAACAAAUGGCUUAAAAUAAGAAAACAACAACAUAAACACCUUGGUUUAAUGGUGUGCCGUAGUUCUACAUCAUUGUUAAUGAAUGACUCUGAUAAAUUCAGAUCAAAAGUUGAAUGUAAAUGGUUAGUUGAUAUAGCACUCAAAUUAAAAGCCAAUAAGAAAUAUCAUACAGAUUUUUCUGAUUCUGUUGAUAGAGAAAUAAAAAAAUUUACUAGUGUAUAUAUACCAGAUGUAAUACAUUCUGAAAAAGGAUUAUCGGGCAUUUGGAAAGAUGCUCGCUUUGAUUUGCAAACACCUAAUAAAGAGUUGAUUUACAAUGAAUUAAAUACUUUGAAAAGUUUAAUACCUUUUAAAAGUCCUGAAAAAUUAGCUAUUAUUGGGGAAAAUAUUCUUAAAAAAGCUAUGAAACAUAAAUUUGAUUACAAAGGAACUAUUCCAUCAGUUUAUGUUGAGUCUGCUCAUAAGACAAAUAAUUAUUGUAAUUUUCCAUUAAUUUUCAUUAGAGUAAAUGAUUAUAUAAUAAAAUCAAUUGAUGACAGCACUAAAUGCAUGACAAUUAAGUUAAAAACAAAAUCAAAACCAAUUAAUAUCGUAAAAAUAAAUGAAGAUUCUUGGGAUGAGAUAACAGUGGAAAACUGUGGUCAAAUAAGUAUUUGCUAUAAAUGGAUAAAAGAAGAACAUACAACUACAAAAUAUGAUGGCAUUUUAAAAGAAAAACCAAAAGAAUGUUUUUUUUUUGAUACCAGGACCAAUAUUUUGGGUCCUGGUCAAAUUAAACGUUUAACAGUUUUAUUCAGACCUACACAAACUGGGCCUUACAGAGAAAUGUGGUUUUUACAAUUAUACAUUCAGGGAAGAUUAGACUAUAUAGCUAGAAUUAAUGUACCUUUACAAGGAUGUGCUAUUUACUAUGAAGAUAAUCUAUCAUCUAUUCUAAAAAUUAAAAAAUAUCAUUACCAUGAUGAAAAGAUGGAAUAUCUUAACCAUGUAUUACAAACAGAAAAUACUAAGAGUAUUGAAGAACUUCUAUGCCAGUGUAUGCUAUUAAAAGAAUCGCUCAAAGAAAAAUACUUAGAUUUGAUUAGUCAAACAGCUGUUACAUUAUUAAAAAAUGAAAUUUUUUUUGAACGUAGUCUGAUAACUCAACAUGAAUUAAAUGCACAUAAAACUAUGUAUAUUACAAUGGAUUGUAUUGAUUUGAUAAUGAGUACUUACGAACCUGAUCAUUAUGAAGUCUGUCAAGAACUUUAUAAAAACUUUAGUGAAAAUAAACCCAAAUCGGAUGAUGAAAUAUCCGCGGUUGAUAUUACUAUGGAACAAAAAACUGAAUAUGCAACAAUGAGCGAAGAAUGGCUUGAAAUGAUAAAACCCAUGAUUAAGAAAAGAUUAGAAUGGGCUGUAGAAAGAAUAUCAGACUAUGAUUUCCUUUGGCCAGAGUGUCAACAUGAAAACCUUAAUCCGACUGUAAAGGACGAACAUACAAGAAGAAUAGAACCUUAUGAGCAAAAAGAGUGUAAUCUUUCACUUGUUAGACAAUUUUUUAUAAACAAAUAUUUAUAA